AUGGCGGCCGAAGCGGGGACCGGAAGUGGCUCCGGGGGCGGCGGACGCCCCUCGGACGCCAUGGAGCGGGUGCUGCCCGUGCUGCUGCUGCCCCUUCCCGCCGCCCCCGGCAGCCGGGUCGGGGCUCGGGCCCGCCUGCACGGGGGGCAGGAGGCGCUGGGCAGCCUGGCGGCCCCCGGGGCCCUGCACCUGCUGUCGUUAGCGCCCGGAGGGCGGCGUGGAGGCGGGGGCGGCCGCUCCCUCACUGGCCCCUUCCGGCACUUUGUGUGGGAGAAUACGGAAAAUCCCAUCCUACCAACUAAUAAGCCCAAACUACUGACUCUCGGUGAAAACAGCGAUCUGCUUGUCCACGAGUUUAAUACAGAGGAUGGAAAAUGUGAAGUCACCACCCUACAUAGGUGUAAUGGGGAGACGUUAAAAAAGCUCAUUGAAGAUAAAAAUAUCAGCGUAGACUCCAUCCAGUCUGUGAGAGUCCUGUCGUUCCACAGCAGCACGGCCCUCCUGCUGAUCAACGAGUAUAUUGUCCUGCACGUGGCAUUCCCUGAGGGAGGCAUGGAGAGUGGCGUCCGCCACUGCUUCCCUCUGUCCGGGGCCCCUCGUGCCAUGGAGGGACCCGUCGAGACGCAGCUCUGCAGGGGGAUCUUGUUUGUGCUGGACCGUUCCGGCUGGAUGUACAUGUUCGACUCGGAGGAUGGGAUGUGCCGGGCGCAGGUGGACCUGACGACCCUCCUGACCGAUGGGUCCGAGGAUCCCCAACCGAGUCUCUCACCUUCCUCUGCCUCCCUCACGGUGUCCCGGGACCUAGAUGUUGUGAUCGUGAGCCGCUCCCACUCUGCAGUUGCUCUGGAUUUAGAUUUGUAUUUCAGGCAGCACCCGGAACACUUGCUGUGGGAGCGGAGGGCGGAAGAUCUCCCUGUGGAAGGACCCCCAGGGAGCGAUGAGGAUGAUCUCGCCAACUCUGCCCACAACAUGAAGCUCAUGAAGUUCUCGUUCCCGACAGACAGGUCCUGGAAGGCUCAACUCUUGGUCCUGUCGGACGUGGCAAAGAGGACCCCGACAGACCCCGAGAGCUGCGGGCCCUGGUUCCUCCACCUACCCCACGUAGAGCCCUCUGAAUCCAGCUGCUCCGGCAUAGCCAGGCAGACAGAGCCCCUGGCUCCCGCACAUUUGGUCUGGGCCCGGCCCGACUGCCCAGAGAAAGAGCCGGCCAGAGGGAGGGGGCUGGGCAGGCAGUGGAAGCGAGAAGUGCAUUUCAGAGUCCCUGCAGAGCCCUCGGAGCUGAGGUGUGUGUGUGUGACCAGGUUCAGCGCACUGUUCACCCUGGCAGAGGAGAGCACGGGCCUGACGGUCGCUCUGUGGGAUCUGGAGACGCAGGAGGUGAAGUCCUUGUGCCUGGGCAGAGGGUGCAUCCCGGUGGACGGCGGGGAAGAUCAGCAGCUCUGCCUGGUCCUCACAGAGGACGGACUCUGCCUGGUUUUGUUCGGUUUGACUCAAGAGGAGUUCUUGAACAGACUGAUGAUCCACGGAAGCGCCGGCACCGUAGACGCCGUGUGUCGCCUCAACGCGUGGGGGAGGUGUCCAGUCCCCAUCCACGCACUUGAGGCUGGGAUCGAGAACCGUCAGCUGGACACCGUAGACUUUUUUCUGAAGAGCAAAGAGAAUCUUUUGACUCCUUCGGCCUCCCCCUCUUCCUCACUAACUGAUCCGUUCGCCGGUCUUCCAUCCCAAGAGUAUUUGAAAAGAGUACAAGAGCUGAUCCCCGCUCUCGACUUGCUCUGCUCAGCGGUAAGAGAGAACGACUUGGAAACUCAGAGCAAACACUUUUCAGAACAGCUGCUGAACCUCACCCUGUCCUUCCUCCACAAGCAACUCCGAGAGAUCUUCGUCCACAUAGACGAGCUGGACGGGCCCCUGCAGGCUGGAGUGGAUAUCUUAACCGGUUACAUCACCGAGCUCCGAACCUUUAUGAUCAAGUUUCCGAAGAGGCCGGUGGACACCGUGGGUGCAUCUGGUGCAGGAGUCGGCCUGAGCGACCCCACGCCCACAGGAAGGAGGCCGGAAGCUUGGGAAGGGCUCAGCCCGGAGCAAGUCAUCACUGAUGCCAUCCUAAAUAACAAGAUCCCCGAGGCUCAGGCCUUCUUUAGGGUAACCGGCCAUGCUGCCCAAAACCUUGAACAGCUGAUCCAGACGGGGCUGGGUCUGGCCUACAACCGCCUGCUGGAGAAGAAUGUCGAGGAAGCCUCCCGGCUCCUAAGGAACAUGGGUUUCGAUGUGAAGGCCCAGCUACACAAGAUAUGUUUCUACACAACAGAGAAAGCUCUGCGAGACUUCUUGGUUGGAGUGCUGCAAGAAGAGAAUGACUUUUCUGAAGAAGAGAAGCGUACUAUAGAGUUUGUGCGUCAGGUCGAGACUCUGUACAUGGGCCCUGGUGAAGAAAACAGAGAGCCCAAGUGUCCCUCCAGGUGCUGGAGCAAGGAACGAGACCUCCCCAGACACAAGUGCAUUUUGGACUCGGUUUUGGGCGAGCCGGAGCCGGAGGACGAACCAAGCGAGCCGGAGCGUAGGCUUAUGCUCAGCUGGGCCGAGAGGUGGGACCCUCCGACACGAGAGGCCGUCCUACUCCCCCGGAUCACGGAGGAUGAACUCCGCUCCUGUACCCCCGAGGUGCUCUGGGCCCAGCUCACGUCUCGCCACGACUGGCCGAACAUCCUGUCGUGGAUUGGAGAACUGCAGCCACAGGAUGGCCCUGCCCCUCUCCAGCCGGCCCGGUGGCCUCCCCUGACGGCCGAUGUCAUUGACCAGCACACGCUCUGCAGUGGCUACAUGAGGAAUGAGAUAUUAGACAAACUGGCCAGGAGAGGCGUGUUCGUCGCGUCGGAACUGGACGAUUUUGACCUCCUCCUUGCGAGGCUGAGCCGAAUCGGGGGCGUCAUGCAGGACCCCCUCCCCGUUCAAAACUACAGGUCUCAGGAGGGCUUGGAUUUCCACUCCCGCUUUCUCCUCCACUGCUUGGAACACAGCCUGCAGCACCUUCUCUACGUCUACCUCGACCACCACGGUCUAAGCCCUGAGAACUUUCCCUUCCUGGAGAACAAGGAUCUUCACGAAGCCUACCCCUGGUUUGAGUUCUUAGUCUGCUGCCGCCAGGUCUCCAGGAGUCCGCCAGAUCCGAAGCUGAUUUUCCAAGCCAGCCUGGCGAACGCGCAGAUCCUUAUUCCCAGUAAUCAGGCCAGCGUGAGCAGCAUGCUGCUGGAAGGACGCACCCUCCUGGCCCUCGCCACCACCAUGUUUGCUCCGGGCGGGCUCACCCAGGUGAUCCAGAGGGAAGAGCGUGAGAGCUGUUGGAAGAAGGUGGAUCCCCAGCUGCUGAAAAUGGCCCUAGCUCCUUACCCUAAGCUCCGGGCAGCUCUUUUCCCACAGUCCCCUGCCCACGGGAGCCCACCACACGACAUCACCCUCUACCACCUUCUGCAGGCUCUGUUGCCCUUUGACCCAGCCAGACUGUUUGGCUGGCAGCCCACGAACACCCUGGCCAUUGGAGACAGCAUGAGCCAGCUGCCUCACUUCUCCAGCCCGGAGCUGGUAAGCAAGUACGCCUUGACCGAGAGGCUGGAUUUCGCCUACUACCUGCGCCACGGACGCCCGUCGUUUGCCUUCGGUUCUCUGCUGGUCCAGGACCUAGCCAAGAGCAAGUCCCCGAAGCAGCUGAUCCAGCAGGCAGGACACGAGGCCUACACUCUAGGGCUCGCCUCCUUCCACGUCGCUUCUGUUGGGGCUGCCUGCGUAUGCUUCCUGGAGCUCCUGGGCCUCGAUAGUCGGAAACUGCGGGUUGACUUGAAAGUGGCCAACACCAUCCUCAACCACAGGUGCCGGAACGACGAGGCCCGGCCCGGCGCCCUCAGGGAAUCCCUAGCUGCCAAGCUGGCUAAACUGGCCGACGGUGACCUGGCAGCUGCGGAAGAACUGCUGGCUCUGUUAGAGGAAGGCAUCUGGGACGGCAUUCAGCAGCAGGAGAUCCAGAGGACGUCCAGUGACUCCAGAUGUCAGUGGGCCCUGGCUGUGCAGUUCUGCAAGCUCCAUGGCUUGAGGCCCAGCCCCUCCUACCUCAGGGCCUGCGCCCAGACGGACGACUGGCUGCGGUUCAUCGUUCACAGCCAGCUCCAUGGCUUCCGCCCGGAGGAGGUGAUGCCCCUCCUGGGGAAUUUCAGCCCUGUCCUCCGGGACCACCUGCAGCUGGCCCUGGAAAACCUGGCUCCACUAUCCGGCGACCCGGUGGUACCGAGGGACUCGACAGGCAGGGAGGGGGCCUCCGAUGCCUUUCAGGCUCUGCUGCGGUGUCCGGAGGGGCCUGGGGCCUGGCACGGCCUCCUGGCCGAGGCGGUGAGGCAGCGGGCGCCUGCCCUGAGUGUCCUGGCUGCCUGCUUCCAGGAUGCCGGGAUCAUCCCCUGCCUCUGCGCCUGGAUCGUCACUUCCGUGGACGAGGCCACUGCCGCCGAGGCUAUGCGGGCCCUUCGGGACAUGCCCGUUGAAGCCCACGACUGGGGUCUCGACGUCCUCGCGGCCAUCUGGAGGACUCUAUUAGAAAGACAGAAGAGCCAAACCCUCAGCCAAAGUGCGCGCCUCUUUCUCAAGGAUUCCCCGCUACUGCCCCUGGCGGAGCUGUACGAGCUCGGGAUGGAGGCCAAGAGAUACAGCGAUGCCAAAGCCAGGCUUGAGGCCUUCCAGACUGGGCUGGCGGCGCUGAAAGCGGUGGCUCCAGUGACCCCCGCCCCAGUCCCCUCCACGGUCCCCGCCACCAUCCCCGCCGUGGUCCCCGCGCCGUGGCUGGAGGCGCAGUUCGCCUUCCUUCUGAAGCUGAUGCUGCAGCAGUGCAGGACACAGUACGAGCUACGGAAGCUCCUUCAGCUCUUUGCUGAGGUGGAGCACCCCCCACCCGAUGGCCCCGAUUUGAAGAAGCUGUGUGAACUCAGCCAGAUUCUGAAGGAAACGUCUAUAGUCAUCAGCCCCGCGGUCCUGGCCAGCUACAGUCCCGAGAACUUCGAGCGCGAGUGCAGGUCCAUCCUGGAAAAGCUGCAGGGGGACGGCCAGUUCGCCCUGGCCAGGAAGGUGGCGGAGUUGGCCGAGCUGCCCGUGGACAGCCUGGUCGUCGAAGAGGUCGUCCGGGAGAUGCAGACCCUUGAGCGCAUCGGCCAGUGGGCCCUGAAGCAGGCGCGGCUCGACUUCUGGAAGAAAUGCCACGACCGUUUCACCGGGGAUUCCGUCUCAGACCGAGCGGUGGCCGACUUCUUCUCGGGCCAGGCCCGAGCGGCAGCCGAGCUGCCGGAAGGCGCCUCGGAAAGGCACCUGCUGUUGACCCUGGCCGGCCGCUGGCUGGCGCGGGGGGACCCUGUGCCCGUGGGUGGGCUGCAGGAGCUGGAGAGGCAGAUCUGGCUGUGCCGCAUCGCCCGGCGGGUCUCCUGCGGGGCCGGCGAGGCGGGCGCGGCCGGACUGUCCCGCCAGAUUUCCACCAGCGGCGAGAUGUCUUUCGACAGCCUGGCCGACGAGCUGUCCUUCUCCCAGCUGGAGGCCCUGAACACCCCUGACCUCCUAGCCGUCGAGGGGCUCCCGGCCCCGGGGUCCCCUCCGGGCCCCCUGGACGGGAGCCAGCAGGAAGCGCUCCGGGCCCUGGUCGGGGACCUCCUGGACCGGGGCCGCGUGCACGAGGCGAGCCGGGCCUGCCGCUACUUCCGUCUCCACCACCGGGACGUCUUCCUGGCUCUGCACUGCCAAGCCCUGGCCUCGGGAGACGCGGCCGACCUGCACCCGCAAGUUCACGCCCUCCUCCGGGGCCCCUCGCCGCUCCUGAGGGAGAGGGGCCAGAGCGUGUCGAGCGAGGACAGCGAGUCAUUUGUCGUGGUGCCGGCGGGGGAUGAGAUCCUGGCCGACCUGGAGAUGCUGACGAGCCAGUGCCUUCACGGGAAGAGCUACUGCCGGCGGGUGGUGUGUCUGUACGAGCUGGCCAAGGAGCUGGGCCGUUCCUACCGGGAAGUGGCCGCCCAGGACCCCGCCUGGGUGCUGCGAGCCAUCUUGUCAUCUCGGUGGCCUACCCGCUGCCAGAAGGCCCGGGCGUUCAUCGCCGCGCAGGGCGUGCCGUCUGACGUCGUGGCCGAGCUGGUGGCCGAGGAGGUGACGCGCGAGCUGCUGGCCGGCUCCCGAGGAAGAGCAGGGCAGAAGCAGAUGUCCGACCAGGCCGAAGACAGCCUGGCGCUCCUCCAGCUGACCGCUCUGUGCCAGGACCACACGUCGGUGGGGACGAAGCUGUUGGAUAAGAUCUCUUCCGUUCCCCACGGGGAACUGUCCUGCACCACAGAGCUGCUGAUCCUGGCCCACCACUGCUUCACCCUGACCUGCCACAUGGAGGGGAUCACGCGUGUGCUGCAGGCCGCCCGGCUGCUCACGGACAACCACCUGGCUCCCAACGAGGAGUUCGGCCUGGUGGUGCGCCUCCUGACUGGCAUCGGCAGAUACCAGGAGAUGACCUACAUCUUCGACCUGCUGCACCGGAAGCACUACUUCGAGGUGCUCAUGAGGAAGAAGUUGGACUCGAGCGGGACCCUGAAGACGGCCCUGCUGGACUACAUCAAGCGCUGCCGGCCGGGGGACAGCGAGAAGCACAACAUGAUCGCGCUCUGCUUCAGCAUGUGCCGCCAGAUCGGCGAGAACCACGAAGCCGCCGCCCGCAUCCAGCUCAAGCUCAUCGAGUCUCGGCCCUGGGAGGAGUGCAUCCGGGACGGGCCCCAGCUGAAGCAGCUGCUGCUGAAAGCCCUGACGCUGAUGCUCGAUGCAGCCGAGAGCUACGCCAAGGACUCGUGUGUGCGGCAGGCUCUGCGCUGCCGGCGGCUCACCAGACUGCUGACGCUUCAGAUUCAUUUUCUGAACACGGGCCGGCACACGAGGCUCAUCAACCUGAGCCGUCCGGGCCUGGUGGACUGCGUCCUGGCCCUGCCCAGGUUCUAUCAGGCGUCUAUCGUGGCCGAAGCCUACGACUUCACCCCCGACUGGGCCGAGGUCCUGUUCCAGCACGUGGUUCUCGGCGGCGACUUCGGCUACCUGGAGGAGUUCAAGCAGCAGCAGCCGUUGAAACCCAGCCUGUUCGAGGAGAUCUCCAAGAAAUUCGGGCAGCAGCAGCCGCCCACCGACGAGGCCGUCAGGAAUCUGAAGAAACUGUUCGGCUACUGCGAGGACAUCUACCUGCGGUACAGGCUGGCCUACGACCACCAGUUCUACGACCUGGUCAACUCGCUCCUCAAGGACCCCCAGACCGGUUGCUGUCUCAAGGACCUGCUGGUGAGUUAGGUGGGAGCCUGAGGCCGCUUCAUCCGGGAGACACGGGGCGAGAGCCCGGCGCCGGAACCCGAGACGGAGGCUUCUGCGGCCGUGCAGCCCCUCGGCCUGGAUCGAGAGGAGGAGGGGGAACUCCGCAGGGGAGCGGCCCCCGGCAACGGGAGAUCCACGAGCCGAUUCCAGAGGCAGGGCAGAGGCCUUUCCACACAAGAUCGAGUCCUCACCAGAGUGGUUUUAUUAAAUUAGUUGUUUUAUAAAA
This is a messenger RNA of Ornithorhynchus anatinus (platypus), 7582 nucleotides long. RefSeq names its product SPG11 vesicle trafficking associated, spatacsin (gene SPG11). The coding region runs from base 1 to 7335 and encodes 2444 amino acids. The transcript has 40 exons. Gene Ontology annotation, cellular component: cytoplasm; axon; dendrite. The record is from RefSeq and is a predicted model, not a curated record. NCBI's taxonomy places the organism in Eukaryota, Metazoa, Chordata, Mammalia, Monotremata, Ornithorhynchidae. Gene Ontology annotation, biological process: synaptic vesicle transport; chemical synaptic transmission; axo-dendritic transport.